AUGUCUGUCAAGAACGAAUAUCUUUGCAUCCUCCCGGACAAGCCGGACGCCCUGGCCAAAAGACUGGAAGUACGCGCACAACAUCUCACCAACAUCACGCCUCUUGUUGACUCAGGAAAGGUGGUUCUGGGUGGAGCCAUGCUCGACCAGCACCCCAACCCAGGUGACGCCGUCUCCUUCAAGGGUAGUGUUCUGAUGUUCGUGGCGGAGAGCAAAGAAGAGGUGGAGGAGUUGGUCAAGAAUGAUAUUUAUUCGAAGUCUGAUGUAUGGGACCUGGAAAAAGCGCAAAUUAUUCCGUUCAAGUCUGCUGCCCGGGUGGCUCUGUAG
Molecule: messenger RNA, 327 nt
Organism: Aspergillus homomorphus CBS 101889
Lineage: Eukaryota; Fungi; Ascomycota; Eurotiomycetes; Eurotiales; Aspergillaceae
Exons: 4
Coding region: 1-327 (108 amino acids)
Source: RefSeq, a predicted model, not a curated record